Molecule: messenger RNA, 5115 nt
Organism: Linum trigynum
Lineage: Eukaryota; Viridiplantae; Streptophyta; Magnoliopsida; Malpighiales; Linaceae
Source: the annotation of a GenBank genome assembly
UUACGCCUAGCGGCUUAUUGAAUAUUGAUCAUUACGAAUAUUUCGUACUAAAAAUGAAACUUUUUUAAAGUUCUGGGUGUAUUAAUGAUAUUUACCUUUAUUACGAUAAUAUGAUCCCGUUCGCUAUGUUUAUUUUUCAUUUUAUUAGCAGAGCAAAAAAACUAAAGUAAAAGCGAAAAAGAGAAAAAAAAGACAUGUCGUCGAGCAGUCUCUUCCCCUCCCAAAGCCCUGCACAGUCGCCGCCCUUGUUCUUCCCGAUUUGACGAAAUCGCCGCCGUCGCCCGCGGCUGUCUUCUGUCGCCGGAUUUUUUCUCCGCCGGCAGCGGACCGUUCUUUGUACGGCCUUUAUUGCCACAUUCCCUGCUGGCCGGUUUCGUCAAUACCCGCCGGCCUUCGAUUGUUUAUCCGCGCUCCCGUCGAAGGAAAACAUGCUCUCAAUCAAACAAGCUACUGAAUCAAAGAGGAUUCUCCUAUCUCCCCUUUUCCUCCUCAACGCUUCUCGCAUCUCCUCUUGUGCUGCUUCUUCUUCUUCUUCUUCUUCUUCUUCUUCUUCUUCCUCUCCUGCUGAAAAUCGCACAUCUCAGCAUCAUCCCCGCUUCUCCAAUUUUUGCUCGGUCUCUUACCAUUCGACCGCCGCUCUCCCCGUUCAAGAAGGUCUCUCCAGUUUUACCAUCAGCGCCAAAGACGUCGCCUUCUCCUUUACAGAAUGGUUCAAGAGCGGGAAAGAUGUUGUCCUGGAUCGUGUUUUCGAGAUUCUCAAGGUUCAGGGUAAGGAAGAUGAAUUGGCUUUAGCUUUUGCCCAAUUGGGUCUUCGACUCUCGGAGGCGCUGGUGUUGAAAGUGCUGGAUUACGGCAAGUCCAAGUACGAUGUCUUGACUUGCAUCAAGUUCUUCGAUUGGGCUGGUCAUCAGCAUGGGUUUUACCACACUCGUGCCACUUACCAUGCCCUAUUUAAGAUCCUUUCCAAGUCGAGAAAUAUGUCUACAAUGUUCGAUUUCCUUGGUGUGUACAGCAGAGACCGCCUGUUCCUUAAACAGAACGCCUUUCAGUCCAUUUUGGUGAUGGGUUACGCCGUGGCAGGGAAGCCCCAGAUUGCACUCCAACUGUUUGGUAGAAUGCGGUUUCAAGGGCUGGACUUGGAUGCGUUUACUUACCAUAUCCUUCUCAAUUCCUUAGUGGAGGAAGGCAGUUUUGAUUCUGUUAACGCAAUUGCUGAGCAGAUUUCAGCUCAGGGUUAUGAAAGAGAUGUCACUCACACGAUAGUCGUGAAGAGCCUGUGCAAGCAGAACAUGCUUGAUAAUGCUGAGGCUUAUCUGCGUCAGAAGCUUCUUGAAGACGAUGGACAUGCUUUAAGUGUUCUGGUCGACGCCCUUUGCCGUAAUACGCGCUUUGACAAGGCAGGAGAAUUGCUGGAGGAGUUCAAAGAACUGGGGGUUAGGCCAAUGGAGCCAGCUUAUGGUAUCUGGCUCAGGGAUCUUGUUGAAGCUGGUAAUGUUGAUGGCGCUCUGGAGUUCUUGCGAAAUAAGAAGUCACUAGAAGGGUAUGUUCCCGAGAUUUUUCGGUAUAAUUAUCUGCUGGAUAGACUGUUAAAGGAAAACAGGCUUGGUGAGGCAUACGAUUUGUUGACAGAAAUGAUGGAGGAUGGGGUUUCACCAGAUAGGUUUACUUUGAGUUCUGCAUUGUGCUUCUUCUGUAAAGCUGGAAUGGUGGGUGUUGCUCUUGAACUGUAUAAUUCCAGGUCAGAUCUUCCAUUCUCGCCCAAUAGCAUGGUAUAUAAUUAUCUCAUCAAUUCUUUGUGUGGGGAUGGGAAGGUCGAUGAUGCAUAUCAUGUCCUGAGAAAUUGGACACAAAACGGUUCGACUCCUGGGAGGCAAACGUUCUACACACUUGCUGACACUUUAUACAGGGAAGGGAAGCUUGAUAAGAUGAAGAAGCUAGUUGUGAUGGCUUUGGAGCGGAAUUUCACAACGAGUAUAUGCGAGAAGUUUAUAUCAGCUAUGUGUCAAGCUGAAAGGGUGGAAGAAGGUUACUUGAUACAUGGUGAACUCAACAGGAUGAACAAAGUUAUUAAGGGAAGUACAUACUCUAAGCUAAUUUCUGGAUUCAGUAAAUCGAAUAGAGGAGAUAUUGCUGCAAGACUUCUAAUUGAAAUGCAGGAGAAAGGGCUCAAACCGAGUAAAAAUGUGGUCAGAAAUGUUAUUUGCUGUCUAUGCAAUCUUGAAAAUGCAGAACAACAAGUUCUAAAGCUGCUAGAAAUGCAAGCAUCUCUUCAUGAACCGAGCUGUGAUAUUUAUAACUUGUUCAUUGAUGGGGCAGGGCAUGCUCAGAGGCCCGAGCUAGCCAAGAAGUUAUAUGAGAUGAUGCUGAGAAAUGGUCGAAGAAGGAGUGUCGGGAGAGUGUUGUACUGCACCAUGGUAGUUAAUCUGGCUAAUUUGGAUAAAGUCAAUCUUGCAUAUAGUUAUUUUAAGGAAAUGCGGACUGCUAAUGAACUGCGGCCUUUUGGAAUUAUUCCUAGCAUUGAAUGCUACGAGGUACUUGUACAGCAGCUCUGCGACUCUGCAAAGUAUGAUUUGGCAGUGAAACUUGUGUAUGACUAUGAGAGAGUUGGGCGCCAUGUCACUUCUUUCAUGGGCAAUGUGCUUUUGUUUCAUUCCCUUAAGGGCACAGGGCUCCAUCAGGCUUGGGAUAGUUUUAGAUUGACAGAGGUGAAAGAUGGCGAGAUCAGUGAGACGUCAUCAAACGAGAAGCUUUCACUGUUUUGCCAGCUGGUUGGUGCAUUUUCUGGUUGUGUCAAGGUCGGAGAGGAAAUUGAGGACUUGGAAGAAUUGAUUGCACAAUGCUUCCCCUUGAAUAUUUACACCUACAACUUGUUGUUGAGAAGGCUUUGCAUGAUUGAUAUGGAGAGAGCCUGCCAGUUCCUGGAAAAGAUCCUCCAGAAGGGAUAUGAACCCAAUCGAUGGACUUAUGACAUUGUAGUGCGUGGUUUUCUGAAGAUAGGGGAUACUGAUAAAGCAAGAGUAUGGUUGGUGGAGAUGUUGGAGAAAGGAUUUGAUCUCACCGAGAGUACUUGCCAACUGAUGAGCAGCGAAGCAGGAGUGAACAGCAGAAACUUCAUUUUUGGUGGUGGUCACCAAUUUUACUUGGAAAACAAGGAAAGAGUGAUGACUUGAGGUAUUGGAGCUCACUUCACCCUGUUGAGUUAUUCUGAUAAUCACCACCCCUUUCCCCUGGAUUACUCAUUUGUUUAUUGAUUGUAUCCAUUGGCAAAUUUUGUAUCAACGGAUCUUGCAGUCAAGCAUUCUGUACCUCUUUUUCACGAGAAUAAUAAUCGGUAACAAAUGACAGACCUCAGGUUCGGGUAUACGAACUUCUGUUAUUGUUGUUAUUAGGAGUUGUCCUUGUGUCAUGGUAUCUUCAUUUUCUUUAGAAGUUGCCAACUAGGUUAAGGUUUUCAAUGACUACUGAGGUCCUGUUUCAUGUGUAUGAUCUAUAGAGAAGGAAUUUUGCUGCCCUCUUUGUAUAUAUACAAUUGAAAGUCAUAGGAUGUCCUCAGGAUAAUUUGUAUGAUUGUAGACAUUGUUGAUCUUAAGAAAUAAGAAUAUGCUAUUAUUGUUUUUCAUCAGCAUUUCAGAUCUAUUCGUGUUUAACCCGAGCCUAGCCUGUUUGUAAACGAACCAAGCAUUACAAAUGUAUCAGUUAUGGUGGUUUCAGUUGACAGCGGUUCUGCUGGCUGAGUGAAGCUGUUGCUACGAAAGGAGGCUACAUGAAACCAAUCAAUGUGUGAAAGGAAACUCAAUCCUAUGUUUCCUCAUGUUUCAUCACCUCAUUUUUUGCAGCAUCGUUGCUGGGGGCAAAUCGUUCCUUUCCGGCUUCCAAUUGCAGAGGAGAAGAACUGCACCGGUUUCCAAGUGCGGAGGAGAAGAACUGCAGCAUAACAUUAUCCGAAGCUGCAUGCGCUGAAAGAAAGACAGAUGUUGGUGCCGUUUAUGAUUCAAGCCAUGGAGGAAAGGGAACCCAAGCUAGAGAUGCCAGCAGGCUCGUGAUGCUUCGAACAUACUGUGGAUCUCAUACAACUCCAAAUGGGACUUCAGAACCAGACUGAGGGUGUUCUCUUUCUCAGAGCGCAAACCAUAGUAAGUGGCUGAUUCUCCAGGCAAUUCGAAAUUUAACUAGCUGAUUGUGUGAACAAGGGCGCUGGGAUGCGAAUAACCAGUCCUGACGCUAAGAAACACAUCUGUGGUUUAAGAACACUAGUCAAUGACAAGUGAUGCAAUGUCCUGUGGACGACAUUUUAGAUAGUGAGAAGAGAAUUUGGAGAAGUUAAGGAGGUCUCUCAAAUGAUGCAACUGAGGUAGAGUUGAUUUGGUUUCAAACUUUAUCCCGGAACUUGAUUUUGUACAUCGACUCUACGAGAAUAAAAAUUUACCGCACGCUUAAUACCAGAGGAGACUCUGGGUGGCAAAGAAAGAAAUGAACAACAUGACGAUGGUAGUCAAAUUCGCACUCAAUGAAGUAGCCGACACACUGAGCUUAAAACAAUGUCCACUGCAUAGGUUUCAUGCCACCCUCUCGCGCCUAAUCUUUGCAUUCUCAUUGUAAAUGUGAUUCCUAUUAUGAUGAGAGUUGUAUUUUGUGUUGAGAAAACUCAAUGGCUCACCUAAGUAUGUGUUAUUUCCAUCUACAUAAUGUCUUUUUUCCAACUCCGUGAGAGAAUUCAUUUGGUUGCAUCCUUAAAAAAUAAAGCUCCCAAUUAUGAUUAUGAAAAUCCCUCGUCUCACGAGGAAUAUCUUUCAAACACUAACGAUUCUCUACUUUCAAGAGCCAUCUGUUAAUGAUGGUUGCAUUGUCACUCUGACAUGGCAACUCGACUUGCCUGACUUCAAAUUAAAAAUAUAAUAUUUAGGAAAAAUCAUCUGAAAAAUUUGUUAAGGGGUCGUUUGCUUUUGGUGAUAGUUUGAUUUCAAUUGUUACAAUGCUUGUAUUGUUCACAAUGACUCGUUAUUUUGAAUUUCUUGCACACAUAAUACGAACAUUGUUUGCUUGACGUGACAUAAACUAUCACUCAAAAUUAAACAUAGUUAAAUCUCACAUUUUAAAUGAAUUAUUGAGAUUAUA